AGGUGCCACGCGUCGUUCUGUUCUACUCUUGGAAACACAGAGAACGUAGGCUAAUAUAAGACACCCAUUUUUAACAUCCGACAAGUUAGGCUAUAGCUCCCUGAAAGUCAAAGUAGAGUAGGUUGAUAAGUAACAAAAAUAGCAGCGCUACACUAUGUCUAUGUAGAUCUAACAUUAUUUUAGGGGGUGCUUUUUCGUGCGGCACCCAUUGGGGAUUUUACUGCCUACAGCUACGUCCCUGAGGUACAUUUUCCCUUAGGCUACUCGUCCCUGAGCAGGCACCAUGGUGGAGCCAGACGAGAGACCGUCCAACGCAGGCCAGCGGCUGGGAGCUCCUGAGAGCCUGGGCAUCAGUACCCUGGAGCCUGGGCAGCGCCCGCCAACCAUGCCCCCUGGCCGCCAGGUCUCCGUGCGGGUCCAGAUGCUGGACGACACUCAGGAAGUGUUUGAGAUCUCGCAACGGGCCUCGGGAAAGUUCCUUCAUGAGCUUGUGUGCGCUCACCUUAACCUUGUGGAAGGGGACUACUUUGGGCUGGAGUAUCAGGAUCACCGCAAAAUGAUGGUGUGGCUGGAUCUCCUCAAGCCAAUAGUGAAACAGAUCAGACGGCCCAAAAACACAAUACUGAAGUUUGUGGUGAAGUUCUUUCCCCCAGACCACACACAGCUCUCAGAAGAACUUACCAGAUACUUGUUUGCGCUGCAGAUAAAGCACGACCUGGCCUGUGGGCGCCUGACCUGCAACGACACCAGUGCUGCUCUCCUGGUGUCCCAUAUUGUUCAAUCUGAGGUUGGUGACUUUGACGACGUCCAGAGCCGACAGCACCUCCUCAACAACAAGUACAUUCCUGACCAGGACGCCCUGAUGGACAAGAUUACCGACUACCAUCGCAAGCAUGUUGGACACACCCCAGCCGAGUCAGACUUCCAGCUGCUGGAGAUCGCUCGUCGGCUGGAAAUGUACGGAGUGAGGCUCCAUCCGGCCAAGGAUCGGGAGGGAACCAAACUCAGUCUCAGCGUGGCCCACACGGGGAUCCUGGUCUUCCAGGGACACACAAGAAUCAAUGCUUUUAACUGGUCCAAAGUGAGAAAGCUGAGCUUCAAGAGGAAGAGAUUUCUAAUCAAACUGCGGCCUGACUUAAAUGUAAGUCUGUCCAGAAGCACUCCACUGGACACGGAGAAUACGCAGAGCAACUGCCAGGACACGUUGGAGUUCAUGAUGGGUAGUCGAGACUGCUGCAAGAUAUUCUGGAAGAUCUGUGUGGAGUACCACGCCUUCUUCCGGCUGUUCGAGGAGCCCAAACCCAAGCCCAAACCCGUGCUGUUCACCAGAGGGUCCUCCUUCAGGUUCAGUGGACGCACACAGAAGCAGGUGAUCGACUAUGUGAAAGACUCUGAAUUUAGAAAGGUCCCCUUUGAAAGGAAACACAGUCGGAUCCAGUCCAUAAGCAGCCUAUCUCCGAUGACAUCCCAUCUCAGCUCAGAAGUGCCAAAAGAAAGGCCAAGAGCGAGCAGCCUUAACACAGACCGGACAGACUCCCCUCUUCGGCACGGCCGGGUCGCGCAGUCUGCCCAAGUAAUGGUGGAGAACCCGGCUCUCCAGCGCCACUUGCUCAGCCCGGUCUCCCAACCCAACGGUCACCACGAAGGGCCACAGGAGGACGGCAAUGCCAGGAGCCCUGCAUCUCUUUCAUCAAGGCAGCCUCUGCAACAACAACAACAACAGCAACAACAACAAUCACAACAGCAGCUGAAGCAGUCAUCUGAUUACGUCAACACAGGCCCCCUGCCGAGCAGCCCGGGCCUGAGCGACUCCCCGGCCGUCUCCAGGGUGAUGCUGGUCAACGGCCAGAAGCAGCAGACGCUCGGCCUGGGCCAGAGCCCUGACGGCCGGCAGCCAUCGCCCCUCACCAGCCCCCUGCUGACCGAAGCCGGAUUUGUCCGCACCGACGACGAGGACGAGGUUCGGAGGAAGAGGUUCCCCACUGACAAAGCCUACUUCAUUGCCAAAGAGCUGCUGACCACAGAGCGUACAUAUCUGAAGGACCUGGAGGUCAUCACCGUGGGGCUCCAUAAAUUUAUGUCAAAAGAGGAGGCCUUGCCGGACUCACUUAAGAAUGUAAUAUUUGCCAACUUCGAACCCGUCUACAAGUUCCAUGAUGCCUUCCUGAAGGAGGUGGAGCAGCGACUGGCACAGUGGGAAGGCCGCUCCAACGCCCACAUCAAAGGGGACUACCAGCGUGUGGGAGACGUCAUGCUAAAGAACAUCCAGGGCCUGAAGCUGAUGACGGGUCACCUGCAGAAGCAGUCGGAGGCGCUGCUGGAACUGGAGCGGGCGUGCCGGGGCUCGCGGCGGCUGGAGGCGCUGUGUCGCGACUUCGAGCUGCAGAAGGUGUGCUACCUGCCGCUCAACAUCUUCUUCCUGCGCCCGCUCCACCGCCUCAUGCACUACAAGCAGAUCCUGGAGCGCCUGUGCAAGCACUACCCCCCCACCCACGACGACUUCAGGGACUCCAGAGCUGCUCUGGCAGACAUCUCCGAGAUGGUUGCCCAGCUCCACGGCACCAUGAUCAAGAUGGAGAACUUCCAGAAGCUUCUGGAGCUGAAAAAAGACCUGAUGGGCAUCGACAAUCUGGUCAUUCCUGGCCGGGAGUUUAUCAGGUUGGGUUGUCUCAGCAAGCUGUCUGGGAAAGGCCUGCAGCAGAGAAUGUUUUUCCUGUUCAAUGACGUCCUGCUGUACACAAGUCGAGGGAUGACGGCCGCUAAUCAGUUCAAAGUGCACGGCCAGCUUCCUCUCUACGGCAUGACGAUCAGAGAAAGUGAAGAUGAAUGGGGUGUGCCUCACUCCUUCACCCUGUUUGGACAGCGCCAUUCGGUGGUGGUUGCAGCCAGCUCUGCUGCUGAGAUGGAGAAAUGGAUGGAGGACAUCAAGAUGGCCAUCGAACUGGCUGACAAGUGCAAUGGACCCUCUUCAGAGGUUCUCGGUAGCAGUCUGACAGACAGUAAAUCCCCUGACGAGUCCGGGGUGGACCAGGAGUCUGAGGACGAUCUGAGUUCCUCGCGCACGUCCCUGGAGCGGCAGUCACCUCACCGUGGCAACACCACGGUCCACGUGUGCUGGCACCGCAACACUAGCGUGUCCAUGGUGGACUUUAGUGUUGCCGUGGAGAAUCAGCUGUCUGGGAACCUGCUGAGGAAGUUCAAGAACAGCAACGGCUGGCAGAAGCUCUGGGUGGUCUUCACCAACUUCAGCCUGUUCUUCUACAAGACCCAUCAGGAUGAUUACCCACUGGCCAGUCUGCCUUUGCUUGGCUACUCGAUAACCAUUCCGUCAGAGUCUGAGAACAUCCACAAAGACUACGUGUUCAAACUCCACUUCAAGUCCCACGUCUACUACUUUAGGUCGGAGAGCGAGUACACCUUUGAGAGGUGGAUGGAGGUGAUCCGCAGUGCCACCAGCUCCUCCAGUCACGCCCGCUUCCACAGCCGGAAGGACCCCUACCCCUACUGACCCCCUACUUGACCCUCCCUUGAGCAUCUGUCGGGGAGGCCUGACUCUCCCCCCGCCCCUUCUCCACCUC
Molecule: messenger RNA, 3578 nt
Organism: Alosa alosa (allis shad)
Lineage: Eukaryota; Metazoa; Chordata; Actinopteri; Clupeiformes; Clupeidae
Gene: farp1
Product: FERM, RhoGEF (ARHGEF) and pleckstrin domain protein 1 (chondrocyte-derived)
Exons: 27
Coding region: 284-3508 (1074 amino acids)
Cellular component (GO): cytoskeleton
Molecular function (GO): guanyl-nucleotide exchange factor activity; cytoskeletal protein binding
Source: RefSeq, a predicted model, not a curated record